This is a messenger RNA of Capronia epimyces CBS 606.96, 1563 nucleotides long. RefSeq lists its product as uncharacterized. Bases 1 to 1563 code for a protein of 520 amino acids. Gene Ontology annotation, cellular component: membrane. The transcript has a single exon. Gene Ontology annotation, molecular function: transmembrane transporter activity. Lineage: Eukaryota; Fungi; Ascomycota; Eurotiomycetes; Chaetothyriales; Herpotrichiellaceae. Gene Ontology annotation, biological process: transmembrane transport. The record is from RefSeq and is a predicted model, not a curated record.
AUGUCAUCUCACUCCCACGAAAAACCCGGGUUGGCCGUGGCCUCGGCCGAGGCCGGGAGGACAGGCUCUGGCAACGGCCGAGGCAGCAAGGAAGACGGGUCCCUAGCGGAACUGGGCCAGACGCAGUCGAUCACGGUGGCAACGGUCAAGCCAUUCAGCCUGGUCAGUCUCCUGGCGGUGGCAUUCACGUGCAGCAACGCGCCGAUCACGCUGCUGGCGUCGUUGACGGCGGGCAUCACCAACGGCGGGCCGUUCACGUUCAUCUACGGGUCGAUCGUGGUGGCGGCGGCGUCGUUCUGCGUGGCGUGUUCGCUGGGCGAGCUGUCGUCGGCGUACCCGCACGCCGGCGGACAGUACUACUGGGCGACGCAGCUGGCGCCGGCGCGGUUCCGCCGCGGGCUCUCGUACCUGACGGCCUUCCUCAGCUGGGCCGGGGCGCUGGUGACGUGCGCGUCGGCGAUGCUGUCGGUGCCGCUGAUGAUCACGGGGGUCAUGGUGCUGCGCGACCCGUCGAUGACGGUGAAGCCGUGGAUGGUGUUUGUCGGCUACCAGGCGACCAACGUCUUCUGCGCGCUGUUCAACUGCGUCGAACGCAUCCUACCGCCCAUCGCGACCACCAACCUCGUCGUGGCGCUGGCGGCCACGGUGGCCAUCUUCGUCAGCCUGCUGGCGGCGUCGCCGACCAAACAGUCGGGCGAGUUUGUGUUUGCCACCUUCGUCAACAGCUCGGGCUGGGCCAGCGACGGCGUCACCUUCCUGACCGGCAUGCUGGCCGCGAACUGGGGGUUCUCGUGCCUGGACGCAAUCACCCACCUGGCCAACGAGGUGCCCGACCCGGCGCGCAACAUCCCCCGCGCGCUGAUGGCCACCGUGCUGCUGAGCAUCGCCACCUGCCUGCCGACGGCCAUGGCCGCCUUCUUCUCCGUCCAGUCGCUGGCCGACGUCGUCGCCACCCCGACCGGCAUCCCCAGCCUGGCCAUCUUCCACCAGUGCCUGCGCUCCAAACCGGCCGCCGUCGCCCUGCAGUCGCUCAUGAUCGUCAACUACAUCUGCGCCGGCAUCUCCAUCCAGACCUGGCAGUCGCGCCUGGCCUGGGCCCUGGCCUGCGACCGCGGCUGGCCCUUUAGUGAUCGUCUGGCCACCAUCGCCCCGGCCCCCUUCAACACCCCGAUCUGGGCCCAUCUCUGGUCCAGCCUCUGGGUCGCCCUCCUGGGCUGCCUGUACCUCGCCUCCACCGAGGCCUUCAACGCCUUCAUCGGCGGCGGCGUCAUACUACAGUACCUGUCCUACUCGGCCUGCGUGCUCAUGCUGCUCCGAAAGGGCCGCCGCAACAUCACCCCGGGCCCCUUCUGGUGGCCGCGCUUCGGCCUCCUCGCCAACUACGUCACCCUCGCCUGGACCCUGCUGACCUUGGUCUUCUACUCCUUCCCCGCCGCCUACCCGACCUCCGCCAGUACCAUGAACUACGUCUCUUGCGUCGUCGUCUUCAUGUUUCUCUAUUCCGCCGUCUUUUGGCUGCUCCAGGGCCGUACCAACUUUGUCCUGCCGCCCAAGUUGGACUAG